Messenger RNA from Pseudovirgaria hyperparasitica, 1249 nucleotides. RefSeq lists its product as uncharacterized. The record is from RefSeq and is a predicted model, not a curated record. NCBI's taxonomy places the organism in Eukaryota, Fungi, Ascomycota, Dothideomycetes, Acrospermales, Acrospermaceae. Bases 354 to 1154 code for a protein of 266 amino acids. The transcript is spliced from 2 exons.
AGAGCACCAGCACCCCCAAUCACGGGAAAUCACUCAAUCAGAAGCAAAAGAGCAUAGAAUUGGGCUUAACCGGGAGUCGAACCCGGGACCUCGCGCAAUCAACCCAGGGUUUACCCUAAGCGCGAAUCAUACCACUAGACCAUCAAGCCACGUGACAUAAAACCGACAGUAAGGUUAUAAUCUUCUGAUUUUAGGUUUGGAAGAAGUUUUGAGACCAUGGAGAGACAGGAGGCAUCUUGAAUUCGGCAAUGAUAGUUAUUCAACGUCCUACGAUCCGGAUUCUCAGAUUCGUACAUCUAGAAGUGCACCGCCACAGCGUCGACUCACACACAUGACAACAUGGAAUUACAAGCAUGUAUACCUCUCGUAUACUCUCCAGAUCUAGAAAUAUCAAUUACAGCAUCCAAUCAACGAAUACCCUCCGUUCCACAAAAACAUACCUUCAUAGCCCCUCAAUUCUCCACGCACCUACGAAGUCCUUCCCAAUAGAAGCCAUGAAACCUCCCGAAGAACACAAAACCCCUAGCCUCCCACGUCCACAGAAUACCCACCUCGUGCCCAAGGAUAAACACGACAUCGCCGCUAUCAAAAACCUCACCACACUCCCCGCUGCAACAUGGACGCCCCUGAUUCUCUUUCCGCCAACACACUACUCCGCUCAGAGCAGCGCACCCGAAAUAGACAGUCGAGAUGGCCUCCUUGCCUGGCUCCAAGAUCCAAAUUGGCCCGUGGCGUAUCCUACUAGUCAGUUGCUGUUGGGGCUGUUGAAUGGCGGUGCGCCGGUUUGCGCCUCUCGUGUCGACGACGGGAGUGUUGGAGUAGGAAAGGAUGAGGAUGUGGUCAGGCUUGCGCAUGCACCGACUGAUGAGGAUGCGCGGGUCUUGGUGAGUGUGCUGCAAUGGAUGUUUAGAGAAAGUGAGGAUUGGGAGUGGGUGUAUAGUCUUAUAGUUGCUAUUGUUGCGAAGAUCGAGAAUAGAGAGAGGAGAGAGGAGUGGUUUGGCGACGCAUUAAGAGCUUUUUUAAGGCGGGUGCCAGAUCAGGAGGAGAAAGAGUGGGGUUUCAGAGAGGAGGUUGAGAGUAUUGUCAGGUUGGAGAACGGGAUUACGGAAGCAGAAGGCAAGGAGAGUCUAGAGGCGAGAAUGCUGGAUCUUUGAUGCUCAAAGAAAAAUAUUAAUUAUUGUAUUCUUCUCUAUCAGAGAUUCAGGCAACAAAAUUUGAACAAGAAUCAUAGCCCGGAGUCAGGCUGGUC